AUGAACAAACUAGAAGGGAAGGUGGCAAUAAUCACUGGCGGAGCAAGUGGUAUCGGAGAAGCCACCGCCCAUCUGUUCGCCAAACACGGUGCACGUGCGGUGGUGAUAGCUGACAUCCAAGACGAACUUGGAAAAAAUCUAUCUUCUACCAUCGGCUUACACCGCUGCACCUACAUCCACUGUGACGUUUCCGAUGAAGCCCAAGUGAAGUCACUGGUGGACUCCACGGUGGCGAUCUAUGGUCAGCUUGAUGUCAUGUUUAGCAACGCCGGAAUCAUAAGUAAAUCAAACCAGACCAUCGUCGACCUCGACAUGGAUCAAUUUGAGGACCUGUUUUCAGUUAAUGUCCGUGGGAUGGCGGUUUGCCUGAAGCAUGCCGGACGUUCAAUGGUGGAGAAGAAGGUGAAAGGAGUCAUUAUUUGCUCCGGUAGUGUUCUGGGAAGGCUAGCGGUGGCGCAACAUACUGAUUAUUGUGUGUCGAAGCAUGCGGUGGUUGCAUUGAUGAAAUCGGCGAGCAAACAGCUGGGGGAGCAUGGGAUCCGAGUGAAUUCAGUGUCGCCGUCUGUGGUGGCGACUCCGUUGAUGUGCAACAUGCUUGAGAAGGAGGCGGCGGAAGUGGAGAAGUAUGUUGAACCGUUCACUAGCUUGAAAGGUGUGGUGUUGAAGGCGGAGGACGUUGCAGAGGCGGUGUUGUUCUUGGCUUCUGAGUCUGGUUUUAUUACUGGCCAUGAUCUGGCCGUUGACGGUGGUUUUACUGGUUGA
This is a messenger RNA of Lactuca saligna, 762 nucleotides long. The record is from the annotation of a GenBank genome assembly. NCBI's taxonomy places the organism in Eukaryota, Viridiplantae, Streptophyta, Magnoliopsida, Asterales, Asteraceae.